Tetrahymena thermophila SB210 is the source of this 1260-nucleotide messenger RNA. Its product is annotated as granule lattice protein. NCBI's taxonomy places the organism in Eukaryota, Ciliophora, Oligohymenophorea, Hymenostomatida, Tetrahymenidae. The transcript is spliced from 3 exons. The record is from RefSeq and is a predicted model, not a curated record.
AAAGAGAAUGAAAAAAAUAAAUUAAUUAAUAAGCAAAAACUCAUUUUUUAUAUAAACAAAAAAGAAAAAUAAAUUAAAAAAAACGAAAAAAAAAAACAAAAGAAAAGUAAUAUUCGAUUCCUUGCGAUGAAGAAUUUAGCUAUCGUUUUGGCUACUUUGUGCAUUUUUGCUCAAGCCACAAGUGUCUUCGAGACCCCUGCUUUCCUUGAAAUUAAGAGCAACCCCUUCGGUCACACCGUUGCUUCUUUGGUUUAAUUAAACUUAGGUGCUGGAUAAAGUGCUGGUAGAUUAGAUGCUAUUGCUGAAGCCUUGAACACUAUUGAAGCUUAACUCGAAAAUACCAGAGAUCACAAUGAUGCUGAAAUCCAAAGACAAAGAGGCUGGUGCAGUGAUCAAGAAGCUACCAUCUAAGCUAACAUUGAUUAAGCUGAAAGUGAUUUGAGCAACUACUAAAACGAAUAAACUUAAAGAAACUAAGCCGUUGCUGACCUCACCCAAAACUUAAACAACGAAUAAUAAUCCCUCGCUGAAAACUAAAAUAACUUAGCCAACGCCUAAUAGGAAUUAGAUGAUGAAAACUCUUCUUAUGCUGAAUCCUCUAAGGACUACGCUGAUGCUAUUGCUGCUUGUGAAUAAGCUCUCAAGCUCUUAGCCACCUUGUAAACUAACCCCUCCGGUUUCAUCUAAUCUAAGGCUAGAUUCGGUAACGUUGUUACUCUCCUCCAAAAGCACCUUGCCAACAAGUCUUCCAACUUCGUUCAACCCAUCUUGAACGUCUUGACUGAAAUGGCUAGCUCCACCAACGAAGUUGACUAAUCCAGUCUUGCUAAGGUUGUUUCUCUCAUUAACGAUUUAUUAGAAGAAUUAAGAAACUAAAGUGCUGCUAAUGACUAAAGACACUAAUAAGUUGUUGAUAGCCUCACCUCCAACAUUGCAAAUCUCGAACAACUUAUUGAUAAUUCUAACAACCUUAUUUCAUAAUACUAAGGUUAAAUCUAAGAAAAUGAAGACAGAUUAGCCUAACUUGCUGGUCUUAUCCAACAAACCUAAGCUAUCCUUGACUAAGCCAACUAAAAUCUUAGCUAAGUUUAAGAUUAAUGCGCUGGAUACGAUCAAGAAUAUGCUUCUUUCAAGAACGAAGUUGAUCAAUAACUCGCUACCUUAUAAGCCCUCAAGGAAUAUUUCAAGAGCAAGGUUGUUCCUGCUGUUGAAAACAUUAACGAUUCUGCUUAUGCUGAUGAAUUAACUGUUGAUGUUUGA